ACAUUAUACAUUGCAACUAUAGCGAAAAAUACAGUGAGCUUACAAAGAAGAGUAAGAACAAAUGAUAGAUUUGCAAGAAAACUUUUCCGCGUAUCUCUUCUGGUAGAUCGUUAGCGUCAACUACAAAUAUGUCAAACGAAGCUGCUCUUUGCAAAUGUCCGGAGUCAAGAGUCAUCGAGACAUUCUAACGAAAUAAAUGUGUAGGUGCUUGGUUAGCAAUGAUUGUUUAAACUUUGUUUGGUACGAACUCUAGUGCAAUACUUCAGUUAAAAUGGAACUAAAUGUGUAUCCAGCACAACAGCAGCUUGCUCCAGGCAAAAGCAGCAGUGAACAACAGCAAAACGAUCAAAAAAGGGAUUUUGGAACAUCUCAGCAGGAACUGCAGCAAGCAACAGGAAUUAUUAACAAUGACGACGGAAUUGAUUCGAUGCAAAUGGUCGAAUCCAACAGUGCCGAGAGUAAUGAUUCCUCCUUAGAGUGCAAUGCUGAUGGUAUCGGUGCAAAGUUUAAGAAGUACUUUGUCACAAAAAAACCACUUACAGCAGCAGAUAGAAAAAAAGGCGAAAAAGAACGCAAGGCACGUCAAUUACGCCGACUUCGUAAGUGGUUGAUGCCAAAGAACGCCGUAGUAGCAUUGCAUGAGCUGCAAGGACCUGGCAUGUCCGAGUUUAUUAUUAAUACAAAUGGGCAGGAAACCACGGCUGAGAUAAUUAUCAAUAAUGUGAGAUAUGAAGCUACUGCAGCAAACAAAACUCUUGCGAAAGCGAAGGCUUCAGAAAAAGCCUUGCGCGAUUUGGCGAUUUCUCAAAUGAACAAGGUGAAGCAGCAGCAGGGUGGAAAUGUGCAAGGAAAUGACAGUAAUAUGGAUGUCGAAACAACCGAUUCUCUUGAAUCGGAUGGCAUGCCUAUGAUGCAUCUCGCAUCAUUUGCCCUGUACAAGUUGUUUACAGAAUGGCAGAACGAAGGGUUUGAGAUCCCGGUGCUUAGAUCCAAACCAAAGGUUGCUGCAACGACUGCAGAUACAUGGCAUAACCCCUUGGCUCCAAAACAUCCCAAAACUAGAGCAGAUUUACCAACUGAUGCAGCCACACGUCAUCCAACUGCUCUGCUGGCCUAUAUGCGUCCUCAAGUCCCGUACGAAGAUCUUGGAACGGAAAAUGAUAUGCAGGACCGUAUAUUUGUCGCAGGAAUCACGGUAGAUGGAUUACAUUUCGUAGGCAAGGGAAGAUCAAAGAAAUUAGCACGGAAAGCAGCUGCAAUAGACGCUUGUAAGAAGCUGUUCGAAAUUAAGUUUGAGGGCUGUGGGUUGGAAUAAGAGAUAUAGUAUUUUCCCCUGAUUUUAUUUACUUACAGUGGCUAGUGAAACUAACUUUAGUUCAACAAAACAAAAGAUUUUACAAAAUGCGACACUAAAAAAGUUUAUUUGGUCAAUCUAAAUUCAGUUAACAACAUCAAUUAACUCGUGUGAAUGAUAGUCUUAUCUCUUUUAGGAAUCAUUGAUUCCUUAGCGUCCAGUAGCCCAGUAGUCCAGGAAAAACCAGUAGACGAGAUUACAUAAAAAUGUCAUUAAUUCGUUAUUAUUUUGCUCCUAGUUUCUUCAGAAAAAACCUAAAACUCGACAUCUUAAAAGAGCAAUUCCAGAAGAAGAUUUACUCAAAUGUUCAAGUGAUGAACUUUGUCUUGCUAGCCACUGUUUGUAUCUCUUUUUUAGCAGCAAAUAUUGUACAUGUAUGUCGUAUGUCGUGAUCAUAGUUAUGAUGUUAGAGGAUGUGCCAAUGAAAAGCAGCCCAAUUGAAAUAGAACCAAUUGACUCUGGUUUUAAAAUUUUGCUGCCGCUUUCUUUGUAUUAGGUGUGAGAAUUGUAAGGCCUAAGGAAGCUGGUAACGGUAAAACCAACUUUAACGGAACGAAGUUUGCAGGGUCAGUACGUCAUUCACCAUCUACAAUCACUGAGCCGUCCCGGUCUGCAACGGAGAUAUCUCUUCAUGCCUUGUAGUCGAGCUCCUUCGUCCGCCAAUUCGUUGAACCGGUCGUUGUUCGGUAUCCGCUGCAGACAGUACAUUUCGUUGUAGCUCCAACGAUGCUCCCUUCACAACACAAAUGGGACAAAAAAAAAAUCUGAGCAACUGCGUCCGAGAAAGCAACUAAGCGGGUUUCGUCAGUUUUGGAUAGCGUAUGUGAGUACUGGGAUUAUAUAGGCUCUGUAUAACACCAGUUUUGGCCGUCUCAACACGAGAUCUGAACGACAUAAGUAGUUUCGUCAAACUUUAGCAUGUCCUCCUGCUAGUGUUAGUGGUAACGGUUGAUUCUAGGGUCCGACUUCGAACUUCGAACAGGUGACCACUAGUUAACAAUUUGAAGCCUGAGAUACUUCGGAGAGCUUUCGAUCUAUAUUAGUAUCAUAGGAAAGCAUCAGCACAUACCAGAAUCUGGCAGGACUUGUGAUAGAUGGUCCGUGAGAGCUUGCUAACCUUGCUCGUGACGCUGGUGUUGGUCAUUCUCAAAAGUUUGGUAAAUUCAACAAGGUCAGUGUUUUCAAACUUGUCAUGGUCUCACACAAUUUUAAUCUGCCUUGCUGUCAUAUGCGCCCUUCCAAUCGAUGAAAUGGCGGUAAGUGCUCUUACGAAAAUUAAUAAUUUUUUUCACCUUUUUAUUGGUAUGCUAUUGUGGCCAAAAAUAGCGGGAAUUUGCUUAUAACUUCAAAAUUAUUUUUUUAUUCUUCUAAAUCUAUGUUAUCACCAUUAAAAUAGUCCUCUAUGUAAUGCUAUGUGUCCUAUGUGUGCAUUUGUUCCAAUUUUCGAAGUCCGGUCCGAAAAGUUCUUUUAAUGAACAGACUCCAACACAUUCUUCGUUUCGGCUACUAUCUCAUACGGUGGUUACAGAACGAUAUGGGUCAAGUUUGUGGCGAAAAGCAGUACUCACGAUGAAAUCAUCACGGGAAUAUGAUAAAAAAUGUGUUUUUCCUCGUGAUGGAAAACCCAUGCACUGUCUCUCCCUUAGUCCGGUCGUAUUUGUCGCACAGUAUUACACAAACGACGCACAGCCCUCAAAUAGUAUUCUUUGUUGACUUUGGCCUGUUGGAAAGGAUUAAUCAUGCACCACGCUACGCUAAUCGUAUACAACCGUUUUCAGUUAUUUUUGGCCACAGAAUUACUUUCCUCUUCGAAAUUAUGAGUCGUUUUCAGCUGUUGUAAGAUUCUUAUAUUAUAGAUAGAAUAUAAAUCAUUCUAAAGUAUUGCGACUGAUUUUUAUGUAAACAAUGCAUUCAACCCAAUUUGUUGUACGGAUUUAUCAAAGCUUUUUGUCAGUAAAAUUACAUUACAAGCUAACAAUGGUUUGAAAAAUAUUUCUGGGAUUCUUCGUCUGGAGCAGCCAAUUGUCAGCGUUUUUAUCAUAUUUUAAUGCAAAACAAUAUGUUGCCACCAUUGAAAUGGUGAUCUAUGAUCUACCAUUGAUAUGUGAUAUAAAUAAAUGAAUAACGGACACAUAUGAAUAAACCUACUAAUCAUAAAAAAGCACCCGCAUUUUUUUUCUAAUAUUGGCAAAAAGACUUUUUCUGGGCUUUUGUUUUCAUGCCAUAGGCUUUUCCCCGUUCAACACGUAUUUUAUUUAUCGCUGAAAAAACUCUUUAUUUUAUGUAAUGUUAUUUCCUGGUGUAUUCGAACACAAUACUAUGUACAAUAAAGCUUCAACUGAACGAUCUCUUAAAACAUUGACUAAAUUCUUCCGUUGACUUCUGGUAAAAAAAAGGGUUCCGUUCUUUAGAAACUUUAUUAGACAAUAUAUAUGUUGGUAAAAGUAGCUCUGCACUGGUUCAUCGAUUCCAAGGUAUAAGAAGUCAGUAACUAGAAUGCAAACAUGCUAUUCAAUGCUGUGGUUUUGUUCGUUUUUACAGAAGAAAAAUAAAAGA
Molecule: messenger RNA, 3910 nt
Organism: Anopheles bellator
Lineage: Eukaryota; Metazoa; Arthropoda; Insecta; Diptera; Culicidae
Product: double-stranded RNA-specific editase B2-like
Exons: 4
Coding region: 272-1315 (347 amino acids)
Source: RefSeq, a predicted model, not a curated record